Suillus paluster is the source of this 2790-nucleotide messenger RNA. RefSeq lists its product as uncharacterized. NCBI's taxonomy places the organism in Eukaryota, Fungi, Basidiomycota, Agaricomycetes, Boletales, Suillaceae. The record is from RefSeq and is a predicted model, not a curated record. The transcript is spliced from 8 exons. Bases 1 to 2790 code for a protein of 929 amino acids.
AUGCAGAGUCAGAAUGACUACCUCAGGCAAUGGCUGCCAAGGCAGGAAUCAUAUCUCCAUCACCUCCUCGAUCGAGAAGCUCCACCAGAAGAUAGGAGAUGCAUCAUCUGCGAUCAGGAUGGGGUCUUCAAAUGUCAAGAUUGUCUUGGGGAGCCUCUCUAUUGCACAGGCUGUUGCCGGAGUCAACAUCAUUGCAAUCCUUUCCACUGGAUCAGUCAAUGGAAUGGUCAAUUCUUCGAGCAAAGUUGUCUGGCUCAUGUUGGACUCGUCAUACACCUCGGUCAUGAUGGCAAGCUGUGUCCAGUAGUCAUGGAUAGGUGGGAUUUGUUUGAUGAAGAUGAACAAGAAGACCACUUUGAACCUGAAGAUCUACCUUCUGUAUCGGGACCCGAGUUCCAGCCCAAGGAAAAUACAAUGGUCAUCGUUGACAAGUCAGGAGUCCAUCGCCUCAAGGUUCAAUGCUGUGAUUGUCCCGAUGCCAUGAGUCCAGACAUUCAAAUGUUUCAACAUGGCUUUUUCCCUGCAUCAUUUAACAAGCCGAAGACCAUGUUCACCUUCAGAGUGCUAGAUGAUUUUCUGUUGGACAACCUUGAAUGCGGAACCUCAGCGAUGAACUAUUACAGCAAGCUUCGGCGAAUGACCUCGAGCGUGUUUCCCCACCUCGUUCCGGACCGAUACAGAGAGCUUAUGAGAGUCGCUCGACAGUGGAGGCAGUUAAAGUCUAUGAAAUGGCAUGGCUUCGGGCAUAGUUCCGACAACCCGAAUGCCGGAGAUCUCGCAUUAUUCUGCCCGGCAUGUCCUCAGCCCGGGAUUAACAUAUCCUUGUCAGGGGAUGAAUCACUUGAUGAGUCAUUUGUGAUGGACGGAAAUUUCAAAGCCGAACACCUGCAUCCCAUCAAGCCAUAUGAUGAAGUAUGGCUCUCUGAUGGGUUGGGGUUUAUGGUGGGAAAGGAAAGGUAUCAAAAGCAUCUUGAAGAGGCUGCUGACACUGUGGAAAAAUCGAGCUGCAACAAUCAUCGGGCUGUCAAUCAAGCAAAUGCAGCUCGGCACAAGCUGGAGUCCACUGGCAUCGGGGGAGUAGCCUGUGGCCGACACGGUUGCUUUGUCCCUCACUCGAUGGUAGAUUUCCAGAAAGGCGAAAGACAAAUGAACAUGGACUACGCACUUUGUGAGGCUGCCCAGCACAACAUGGAUGGGAUUACAAGGGCUGUCACCUUCUAUGACAUCAACUGUCAAUACAACAAGCACUUGCAUGUUCGGGUGGAUCGAGGCCGAUUUCUGACAAUGGUUCCGGAAUUGACCGUCAUUCCCGGAAUCGGGCUGUGGCACAUCCAUGGACAUCAGGAUAGCUGCUAUGUCAGAUAUGCGUCGAAUUUCAUUGAAGGCAUUGGUCGCAUUGAUGGAGAGAUCAUGGAGACCCUAUGGGCACGUCUCAACCUGAUUUCUCCUGCUGCUCAGGGAAUGAAUAUGAUCCGCAUGAAGAGGACCCUUUGCCGGAAAUACAAGCAGGCGAAGACUGGCAUCGCCGAAAGUGGAAAGGCUUUCGACAGACUCGACGAAGCCGCACCGGCCAACUUAAAGACAGACUGGUUAGCAAGUGAGAGGAUCGCUCAGUCCAACAGAAUACAAGAUCCAGCUGCGAUGGAUAUAUAUGAGAUUAAUAUCAAGAAGGGUGAGAUCACUCUGUCUCGAUCGAAGUCUGAAUUCAUUUUGAACCCAGCACCGAGCAAAAAGGAGAUAGAGCUUAGACUGCUGCAGGAGGGUAAUGCCCGUCAUGCAGCACCCUCUCGCAGAUCUGUGGCAACAUGGAUAUCAAUGGGCCUGGCAAUUGAAGAGGCUCAAAUUGCAUUGCACAUCGAGACAUCGCCCGGCAACUGCGAUCGUCUACAAGGCCAGAUAGAUGCAUUCACUCAGACUGCUCUGACGCAUCUGGGAGAGGGAUUUGAUGCAGAUGACGACCCUGACGAUUUGAAUAUAGACAUUCUCGAUGAUCUCGAUGAUGACCCGGAGGAUUUCAUCAGGAAGUCCGAUACAUGGACAAACUCCCCCGAGCUCACUGUCAUCCCAUUGCCAUCAAACCUAGGGGUAGAUCGAUCCAAACAUUGUAUGGCAGAGGAUCUGAUUCCGCUGGAGUUGUCACUUCGUGAAGGACAGGCCAAUGAUGCCCUUCACAACCUCCGAAUUCACUUGUGCAACAAGGCAAUACUCUUCCGAACAACAGUCAGGCAAGCCAAAUCUCAAGCAUUGAAAACCCGAGCUUGGUCCCAGGUGACAUCAGUGCAGCAGGCGGUGUCCCUCCAUGCCAGCAUAUAUACCAAGACAAGGAAGCAAAUGAUGAAACUUGAGCCGGGCCAAGACCAGCUGGAAAAAUAUAAACCCCUGCUUCAGGAGCAGCUCAAAAUCAGCACGGCCGUCGGCGAUCCUAAUGCCCGAGGUCAGCGAAAUGAGUCUCUCGCUUGGUUCUGGUCUAUCGAAGUAGAUUUGGGGGGUCCGGAUCACUCGUGGAAUGAGGAAUUUUACCAAGUUCAUUGGCUUCGGGCAAAGGCACUACGGGAUCGAUGGAAGGAAGAACUGAUAUUGGUGGAAUUGGAGAUGGAUUGGACGUGUAAUUUCUUCUUGUGGAAAUCAACGCAAUGGGGCGACCGGAUGAGGGAAUCAUUGGUGAAACGCCUUCCGGGUCAUGCUUGCUACUCCGGAAGGCAAUCCCAAAUGUAUUCAUUACUGGCGCAGGAUGCUCAGGCAGCGUUUCAAGACCUGCAGAGCAUGUUAAUAGAUGCCCGAGAUGAAUGA